Encephalitozoon romaleae SJ-2008 is the source of this 2148-nucleotide messenger RNA. RefSeq names its product DNA replication licensing factor Mcm6. Gene Ontology annotation, biological process: DNA replication initiation; double-strand break repair via break-induced replication; mitotic DNA replication. Gene Ontology annotation, molecular function: single-stranded 3'-5' DNA helicase activity; single-stranded DNA binding; ATP binding. NCBI's taxonomy places the organism in Eukaryota, Fungi, Microsporidia, Unikaryonidae. The coding region runs from base 1 to 2148 and encodes 715 amino acids. The transcript has a single exon. Gene Ontology annotation, cellular component: nucleus; MCM complex. The record is from RefSeq and is a predicted model, not a curated record.
AUGAGGGAAAAAUUUUAUCCUAAAAUGACAGAAGAGGUUCAUGACAAGUUCCUGGAGUUCCUUGAUAACACACCAAAGGUCAGGAUGGAUGCCGAGCAGGCUAUAUACAGAAACGAAGGUGUACUACUGAUUGAUCUCCAAGAUAUCAACGCAUACUCUGCGGAAUUGUAUACUGAUAUACUUCGGAACUUUUCGCGGGACAUCGACAAGAUUAACCGGAGCACAGCACUUUACACCAUGAGAGAGUUUUCAACGGCGCUGGAAUACACUUCAUUCCACAACAGCCAUGUGGUUUAUAGGAUCAGGGAGUUGAAGAGCGACAAGCUUGGGCAGCUUCUUAGCUUUAGUGGAACGGUAACAAGAACCACACAGGUCAGACCGGAGCUUUCCAAAGGGACGUUUGUGUGCAAGGUCUGCAGUUCUGUUGUUAGUGAUAUUUUCCAGGAGUUCAAGUAUACAGAACCUCUUGUAUGUCCGAACCAUUUGUGUACUAACAGGAGGCUGUGGAAGCUUGACAUUGACAAAAGCGAGUUUUUGAAUUGGCAGAAGAUACACAUCCAAGAGAAUACAGAAGAGAUUCCCCCUGGGUCUCUGCCGAGAAGUAUGGAUGUGAUUGUUAGAAAUGAUCUGGUAGAAAAGAUAAGGGCAGGAGAUAAGGUUGUGAUGACGGGAUAUCCUAUCGUUGUUCCUGAUGUGAUACAGCUGAUGAUGCCUCAGAGCAAGACUGUCCCUAUGCAGAGCGGGGAGCUGGAUGAGAUCAAAAGGAAGAGGAACAUAAACAUCAAAGAUCUGAACUACAAGCUAAGCUUUAUGUGCAUCCAUGCGGAUUGCAGUAUUGUUGAGGAUGAUGAAUUCACAAAUGAAGAGCUUGGGAUUAUAAGUGAAAUGAGAUCGACGCCUGACCUCUACUACAAGCUGAGCCAGAGUAUGUUUCCAUCAAUACAUGGACACUACUCGAUUAAGAAUGCCAUAUUGCUACUACUUGUUGGAGGUGUUGGAAAGAAAGCAGAAGGAGGAACCAGUCUCCGAGGAGAUAUAAAUGUACUUCUUGUUGGGGAUCCUGGGACAGCAAAGUCACAGUUUCUGAAGCAAACAAGUGCCUUUCUCCCAAGAAGUGUUUACACAUCUGGCAAGAGCAGCAGUGCAGCGGGCCUCACGGCUAGUGUGAUAAAGGAUGGAGAAACUGGAGAGUUUACUAUUGAGGCAGGGGCGUUGAUGUUGAGUGAUACAGGUGUGUGCUGCAUUGACGAGUUUGACAAGAUGAAUGUUAAGGAUCAGGUGAGCAUCCACGAGGCGAUGGAGCAACAGACAAUAACCAUAUCCAAGGCUGGGGUGAAUGCAACUCUUAAUGCUAGAAGUAGCAUCCUAGCAGCAGCAAAUCCUAUAAAGGGAAGAUACGACAAGAAAAAAACGUUGAGGCAGAAUAUAAAUCUAAGUGCACCUGUUAUGUCAAGGUUUGAUUUGUAUUUUGUUCUCAUUGACGAUGCCAAUGUUGAGAAUGACAGGAAUGUUGCAGCACAUAUUCUCAACAGCCACGCAUCGAUUACUGACUCUGGAGUGCUUUCAAGCUACUUCACCAGGGAGCAGGUGAGGCUGUAUCUGCGAUAUGCAAGGAAGAGGUCGCCCAAGAUGACUGAAGAAGCAAAGGAGAUGCUUAUCAAGAAAUAUAUAAACAUAAGGCAAGACAGUCUUAUCCAUAGCAAUAAUUACAUGAUGACAGUUAGGCAUUUGGAGAGCCUUAUCCGUCUCAGUGAGGCACUUGCAAAGAUUCAUGACAGUGAGCUUGUAACAAAGGAAUAUGUGGAAGAGGCACACAGGCUGGUGAAGAGUAGUGUUGUUGAGAUCAAAGGGGAGGACAUAGAAAUAAUUCCUAAAGCGGGUGAUGAACCGGGAUUUAUGAUAAACAGCAAGGAUUACAUAAGAAUAACCAACUCUUUCAUAUACCUUAUAAAAACACGAGAACCUAUGGAAAGACAUGAGUUGGUUGAGGCAUAUUUAUCUGAGAGGGAAUCAUCUAUAGAGAGUGAAAAGGCCCUAAUUGAAGAGCAGAGUAAGGCGGAAAAUGUGUUGUCUUUCCUUAUAGGCAAGGAAGGUGUUCUGUUCAUAACCGAUGGGAAAAUCCACAUUCAUCCUAAUUACGAUGUGUGA